Messenger RNA from Schizosaccharomyces octosporus yFS286, 1204 nucleotides. RefSeq names its product glutamine aminotransferase subunit. The record is from RefSeq and is a predicted model, not a curated record. Gene Ontology annotation, molecular function: glutaminase activity. Gene Ontology annotation, biological process: pyridoxal 5'-phosphate biosynthetic process; pyridoxine metabolic process. Lineage: Eukaryota; Fungi; Ascomycota; Schizosaccharomycetes; Schizosaccharomycetales; Schizosaccharomycetaceae. The transcript has a single exon. The coding region runs from base 349 to 1041 and encodes 230 amino acids. Gene Ontology annotation, cellular component: glutaminase complex; cytosol.
AAAAUUGAUGGCGAAAUCUCAAGAAUAAAUAAGAAGCAACUAUCCUCGUUCGUUAUAGAAGCAUUUGAAGGUCGACGACGCUUGUAAGUGUGUUGGUGGACUUUUUUUUUUUUUUGGUUUGAAUAUUAGGGAAAAGACUUUUGUUGACUUGAUCUCUGCUUCUAGUUUGGUGGAAUUUCGAAGAACGUCGUUUGCCUGUUGAGUUUAGUAGAAAAAGGAUUGUUGCUUCAUCGGUCUUUCUUUUUUUUGGGGGAUUCUUUUUGUUAAUUUUUUUUUUGGUUGGAUCUUUCAUUUGAUUUGAUUCUAAUUUCGUUUUUUGAUUUUUUUUCUUAUUUUCUUGCUUUGAGUAUGUCAUCAGCUUCUAUGUUUUCCAGUUAUGCUGGCAAUCGUGACCCAUCAAGUGCAAAGGUGCGAAUUGGUGUGUUAGCUUUGCAAGGAGCUUUUAUUGAACAUAUUAAUAUCCUGAAUUCUUUUGAGGAUGUCUUUUCCUUUCCCGUAAAGACAGGCGCUGAUUGUAAAAACAUCGAUGGUCUAGUUUUACCAGGUGGUGAGUCUACUACGAUGGGCAGGCUUAUUGGCAUAGACUCUGAUUUGAAAGAAAAUCUAGAGAGUCUAGUAGCUAGAGGAGUCCCUAUGUGGGGCACUUGCGCUGGUAUGAUCCUCCUCUCCAAAAAGUCUCAUGGUGGGAAAUUCCCAGACCCAUAUUUGUUGCGAGCAAUGGAUAUUGAAGUUACACGGAAUUAUUUUGGUCCUCAAACCAUGUCCUUUACGACUACCAUUCGGCCUACCGAUUUUAUGAGGUUUGAAACCACAAAGCGAAUGGAAGCUUUUGAUGCAACCUUCAUCCGUGCUCCCAUCGCUUCAUCCAUCAAUAGCGACAGUGUCCGUGUUUUGGCCACCACGACUCACAAGGACCGAGAAGUCGUUGUCGCCGUCGAACAGGGUCCUUUUCUAGGAACCUCCUUUCAUCCUGAACUAACCGUGGAUGAUAGUUGGCACCGAUGGUGGGUCAAUGAACGUGUCCUUCCUACCAAAAAGUAGGUGCAUUCCCCCUUUUUCCUUAUAAUGUGUUCAAAAUUUUAAUAUUACGAGAGAAUAUCCUUUUUAGAAAGCCCCGUCGUAGUCUAAAUUCCAGGUUGCUACAGAUAAUUUCAAUAUAAUGUACUACUAGAAGAAUCCAUAUUUUCAGUUUGGUUAUUUCCAA